This is a messenger RNA of Colius striatus (speckled mousebird), 702 nucleotides long. It is a transcript of the gene MRPL41, whose product is annotated as mitochondrial ribosomal protein L41. The coding region runs from base 155 to 562 and encodes 135 amino acids. The record is from RefSeq and is a predicted model, not a curated record. Gene Ontology annotation, biological process: translation. NCBI's taxonomy places the organism in Eukaryota, Metazoa, Chordata, Aves, Coliiformes, Coliidae. Gene Ontology annotation, cellular component: mitochondrial large ribosomal subunit. The transcript has a single exon. Gene Ontology annotation, molecular function: structural constituent of ribosome.
GGGCGGUGUUGGCGUGUGCGGCGGGUCGCCGGGAGCACUCAGCCCGCCCUCAGGAGGCUCGCGCACCCCCUCAGGCGCCCUCAGCUUCUCCUCAGCCACUCUCAGCCUCCUCUCAGGCGCCCUCAGCCCCCCUCAGCCUCUCUCGGCCCCCGGCAUGGGGCUGCUGACCGAGCUGGCCCGUGGGCUGGUGCGGGGCGCCGACCGCAUGUCCCCGUUCACCAGCAAGCGCGGCCCCCGCAGCUACAACAAGGGCCGAGGGGCCAAGCAGCUGGGCGUGCAGACCUCCAACAAGAAGUUCAUCCUCAUCAAGGAGAUGGUGCCCGAGUUCGUCGUCCCCGACCUGCAGGGGUUCAAGCUCAAGCCUUACGUGUCGUACCGCGCCCCCGAGGGCUCCGAGGAGCCCAUGACGGCCAAGCUGCUGUUCAGCGAGGUGGUGGCCCCGCACAUCAAGAAGGACGUGGAGAACGGCACUUUCGACCCCAACAACCUGGAGAAGUACGGCUUCGAGCCGACGCAGGAGGGCAAGCUCUUCCAGCUCUUCCCCAAGAACUACGUGCGGUAGGGAGCAGCGGCGGCGGGGCCGGGCCGUGUCUGCAAUGCCUGGGGCCGAGCAUCGCCGUGCUGAGGCACCACCUGCCCCUCCAAAGAUGGGACACAUUCUGUGGCUGGCUAUUAAAAGUAAAUCCUUCUGCUUUGUCUCUC